Myotis myotis is the source of this 4434-nucleotide messenger RNA. It is a transcript of the gene ZNF16, whose product is annotated as zinc finger protein 16. The record is from RefSeq and is a predicted model, not a curated record. Gene Ontology annotation, biological process: regulation of transcription by RNA polymerase II. Gene Ontology annotation, molecular function: RNA polymerase II cis-regulatory region sequence-specific DNA binding; DNA-binding transcription factor activity, RNA polymerase II-specific. NCBI's taxonomy places the organism in Eukaryota, Metazoa, Chordata, Mammalia, Chiroptera, Vespertilionidae.
UGUGGAUGCCUGUGCUGGACUGGUGACUGCUUGUCCUUCCGCUUGUCCCUGUUCAGCACCAGGUUGAGCCCUGAGCCCUGAGAAUUUGCUUCCAGGUUCAACGGCAGCAUCCAGUUUCUUGAGGUCGUUGCACUGAGGGCGUGUUUCCUUGCUGACUCCUUUAUCUCCUGGAGGCCCCAGUCCUUGCACGUGACCCCUGUGGCUCAUAGUCAGCGAUAACGCGUGUCAUUUCUUAGAGUUCAGGAAACCCGGGCGCAUAACCUUAAUUCCCUCUGCAGAGUCUGUUUUACUGUGUAAUGUAGCAGAUCCACAGAUUCCAGGCAUUCAGAUGUGGACAUGGGUGGGACGGGCAUUCUGGCUACCACAGAUUGGGUCUAUGUGUCCUCCUGGCCAAGAUCCCACAUGUACUGGGGUGAGAAAAAAAAGAUCUAAAGUGACCACAGUUUGUUACACUUUAUAAUGAAAAGACAAAAUGUAGCUUAGAAUAAUAUGGAAGGGUGCAUUAGAAACUGGGAAGGGGGCUGAGUGGCUGGCUGGGAGAUACUUCAUAAGUCCUUUUCUACCUUUUGAAUUUUGACCAUAUGGUUGUCCCCAUUUGGUGGCAGUGAUAAUGAUUUCAAGAAUCUUAAAAUUAAAUGAACUGCUUGAAUAUUGCAAAUGACCGAGUCUCCCCUUGGGAGCGGGAGCGUGAUACCCGACCCCCCCCCCCCACACACACACACACACACCAUGGAAGCGACAUCUGCUCUGUUCUGCUGCCACGUGGACAGGUGUCUUAAGUCAGUGCUCUCCCUGCUUUGAAUUUCGUCUAUGCCGUCCUCCUUACCACCUUUACCAAGAUAAUCUUCCUGGCACGGUUCGUUAGUCCUGUCUCUUUCGUAAUAUAGAAAUGUGGCUGGUACCUCACCAUAGACAGCCAAGGCUUCUUAUGGGCUGCCUCCCCAGUAAUCCUGUCUCUGAGCUCCAUCCACACUUCUGUCCCAUCUCACACAUGCCUUCUUCCACCUUUCUAAGCAGGUCUGGCCUAAAACCCUUCUCUGCACCUGGUUUAAAUGCUCCCCAGCCCCAGGGCUCCGCCCCUCCCCUGCUGCCUCUCCCCAGAAAACUUGCCCAUCUCACUGAUGCAUUUGCUAUGAUCUGUCUCCCCACUGAGUCCCUGAGUCACUCUCACUGCUGUAUCUACACAACAUCCCCAGAACAAACCCUGAUUGGCAUAUGGUGGUUGUUGGGGAAACACUGAAAAGAUGUUUCCAAGAUGAAAAAUCCAACUUGGCCAGGCAGCUCAGUUAGAGCAUCGUUCUGAUACAAAAGGCUUAUGUAAAAGCACAUAUAAGAAUCAAAAUUGAAUGCAUAAAUAAGUGGAACAACAAAUGAGUGCACCCCCCCACUCCCUUUCUUCCUCCCUCUCUCAAAUCAGUAAAAAAAAAAUUUUAAAUCCAGUCCAUAGGUUGGCAGGCAAUGGUAGAGGGGUCAAUGUACCUAUUGAUGGUACAGUGUGAAAAAGGAGCUAAGUAAGGGGUGUUGCCCAACUCCUGGGUGAGCUACUGGACGUAGUACUGGAUUUGCACAAAGAUGGAGCAGUAGGAUGGGUGGGGGAAUCAGUAUCACUGUACUGCAGUGACACUGAGCUGGGAACCACCCCCCGCCCCCAUCAGCAGCCAGGUACGGGGACCAAGUUCCCCACUGGUGCCCUCCUUCUGGAGGGACUUUGUGUCACCCUGCGCUUCCCAUUAGUUGUCUGUAUUAUAAUUAGGGGCAGAGUGCGUCAUGAACUUGAGGGACCAAGGCUAGAGGCCAGAAAGGAAGUUGGCCUGGACUGGCUGCCCUGGUGUCCUGAGUGUGACACUUUGUCGUGUGUCUAUCCAGGAAGUUGGAGUAGCACAGAAGUGAACCCUGGAGCACCAAUGCGAAGAGGGAGAUGAAGAACCUUGGAGGGAGCCACUGGUGCAGAGAGGAUAGCCCAGGAGGGAGGAGAGGAGGCUAUCUGCUGUGGAUGCUGCCAGGAGGGCACAGCUCUGACAGAACUGACCACUAGGAUGCCACCACGAUGACCAUGCACCUGUAUGCAGCACAGGCUGCCCCUGGCUACCCAAAAUCUGGGGCUGCUGGUCCUUCUGGCCCAGGCAUGCCCAGCCUCAGAACUCGCCCCGAAGAGGCAGAAAUGGAGCACUCAGUUCCUGGACCGUCCCCUUGGACCCCUUCAGCCCAGGCCUGUGUGAGUGAUGCUACCACCGCGACCCACACUGCAUCUGCAUUCUGUGAUCCACUCUACUGCAGUGACACUGAGCUGGGAACCACCCCUCACCAUCAGCAGCCAGAUUGGGACACCAGGAUUGAGGGCAAGGAGUUUCUUCAGAAGGAAGAUGUUUCUGAGGAUUUAGAAUCGAAGGCAUAAAUAUUAGAAAACUGUACCAGUGAUGUUUCCCUGGCACCUGAGCUUGGAGAACUCUGUGAGGAUGUAUUAGAAAGAGACUGGGGAGUCCCUGAUGACACGAGCCAGGUGCAGUCCCUCUUCGGAGAGGAGGACCUCGCACCAGUGGCAGUGCUCCUUACCAGCCCCUUAGGGGAGAGAGAGAUGCACUGUGAUGAUUUUGAGAGAGACUUUAGUCGGAGCCAACACCCAGCGGCAUAUCAAGGAAUCUCUGUGCAAGAGAGGCCACAUCUGUAUACGUGUGGCCAACACAGCAUGGACCUCACUAGCCACGAGGGUCCCCACACAGCUGAAAGCACCUUCAUAUGUAAUGAGUGUGGGAAAACCUUCAGAGGAAACACUGAUCUAAUUCAGCAUCAGAUCAUCCACACUGGACAGAAGUCCUUUGUAGGUAAUGAAUGCGGAAAAGCCCUCAGCCAGAAUUUAGUUCUUAAAAAUCAUGGAAGGUCUCCUGUGAGUGAGCCCUACCAGUGCAGCGAAUGUGGAAAAGCCUUCCAUGUGCACUCAAACCUCAUUAGGCAUCAGGUCAGCCAUGGUGGAGAGAAGCCUUACGUUUGCAAUGACUGUGGAAAAGCCUUCAGCCAGAAUUCCAGCCUUAAGAAGCACCAGAAGUCUCACAUGAGCAAGAAGCCCUAUGAAUGCAGUGAGUGUGGGAAGGCUUUUAGGCGGAGCUCAAACCUUAUCCAACAUCAGAGAAUUCAUUCUGGGGAGAGGCCUUAUGUGUGCAACGAUUGCGGGAAGGCCUUUAGACGGAGCUCCAACCUCAUCAAACACCACAGGAUUCACACAGGCGAGAAGCCUUUUGAGUGUAACGAGUGUGGGAAGGCAUUCAGCCAGAGCUCACAUCUGAGGAAGCACCAGAGGGUGCACACUGGAGAGAGACCUUAUGAGUGUAAUGAGUGCGGCAAGCCAUUCAGCCGGGUCUCCAAUCUCAUUAAGCAUCACCGGGUUCACACAGGAGAGAAACCCUAUAAAUGCAGUGACUGCGGGAAGGCAUUCAGUCAGAGUUCAAGCCUCAUUCAACAUCGGAGAAUUCACACUGGAGAGAAGCCUCAUGUGUGUAAUGUGUGUGGAAAGGCCUUUAGUUACAGCUCAGUGCUCAGAAAGCACCAGAUAAUCCACACGGGAGAAAAGCCCUAUGAGUGUGGCGUCUGCGGGAAGGCCUUCAGCCACAGCUCCGCCCUCAUUCAGCACCAGGGUGUGCACACGGGUGACAAGCCCUACGAGUGUCAGGAAUGUGGGAAGACCUUUGGCCGCAGCUCUAACCUUAUUCUUCACCAACGAGUUCACACUGGAGAGAAACCCUAUGAAUGUACCGAAUGUGGAAAAACCUUCAGCCAGAGCUCAACUCUCAUUCAGCAUCAGAGAAUCCAUAAUGGAUUGAAACCCCAUGAGUGCAACCAGUGUGGUAAAGCCUUCAACCGAAGCUCAAACCUCAUUCACCACCAGAAAGUUCACACGGGAGAGAAGCCAUACACAUGCAUUGAAUGUGGUAAGGGCUUCAGCCAGAGCUCACAUCUCAUUCAACAUCAGAUCAUCCACACUGGGGAGAGACCCUACAAGUGCACUGAGUGUGGGAAAUCCUUCAGUCAGCGCUCAGUCCUUAUCCAGCACCAGAGGAUUCACACUGGAGUGAAGCCCUACGACUGCACUGCCUGUGGGAAGGCCUUCAGCCAGCGCUCAAAGCUGCUCAAGCACCAGCUGACUCACACCAGGGAGUGAAGCCGGCCCCCGAUGUGCAGUGAGGCUCACUCCCUGGCCUCCACCCACAAUCUGUUCACAAAGCUGUGACCUUCCAGGGGGGUGUUUUUCACACCCUUUCUCCCUCGUCCCUCCUGCCAUUGCAGCCACCUAAGGUGACCUUUUGGUUCUUUUUCGUUUUGUCUUUACAUGUUAUGAGCCAUGUUUGUUUGGAGGGAAAAGAUGAUAGAGGCUGCAAAUUUAUGAAGAAUUUAUUACUGUAAUCAAAUAUAACAAAAAAAGUAAAUAGGCAUUUCCUUCAA